Trichoplusia ni (cabbage looper) is the source of this 1144-nucleotide messenger RNA. RefSeq names its product alkaline ceramidase-like. Gene Ontology annotation, biological process: ceramide metabolic process. Gene Ontology annotation, molecular function: hydrolase activity, acting on carbon-nitrogen (but not peptide) bonds, in linear amides. The record is from RefSeq and is a predicted model, not a curated record. The transcript has 4 exons. Gene Ontology annotation, cellular component: membrane. Lineage: Eukaryota; Metazoa; Arthropoda; Insecta; Lepidoptera; Noctuidae. Bases 184 to 795 code for a protein of 203 amino acids.
UUGGACCCCAACCUUUUUCGUGACAAAGAAGUUUUUAAUCAAUCUUAUGAGUGUCUUACAAGUCGUAAUUUGUUUUAGAUUAGCAACAUCCUGUUCUUCUUGUUCCCCCCUGUGCUAAUUCACCUCUUCCAAGAGUACUCAAAGUUCUUCAACCCAGCUAUCAAUGUUCUAUGGGUUCUGCUGAUGGUGGUUGGUAUGAGCUCUGCCUACUUUCAUGCGACCUUGAGUUUAGUUGGUCAGUUAUUGGAUGAGUUGUCUAUACUGUGGGUAUUUAUAGCAGCAUUCGCUAUGUUCUUGCCAAAGAGACAUUUUCCAACAUUCUUAGGAGGCAACCGACGAAGACUCGCGAUUUGUUCUAGCGUCGCUUCAGUGCUGUGCACCGGUUUCUUAGUCAUGCAGCCGGCGGCUAACGCUUUCGCGUUAAUGACACUUGUCGUACCUGCCCUUGGGUUCCUCUACAAAGAAUUAAACCUGGUGGAGUGUGCGCGUGUGUAUCGACUCGGCAUACGCUGUGUCAUCGUCUCCUUGCUAGCAAUACUCUGCUGGACCAUUGACCGAAUGUUCUGCGACGCCUGGCAGUCCAUCGAUUUCCCGUACAUGCAUGGAGUAUGGCAUGUGCUUGCAUUCAUUGCCAGUUACACUGCUCUUGUUCUCUUUGCAUAUUUCAACGUUAAUGAAGAAAGGCCUGAACAGAAACCGCAGCUCAAGUACUGGCCCGUAAAUGAUUUUGAAUUAGGUGUUCCAUACGUAUCAAUUAAACAUCCAUGCAAAAAUGGCGACGAUUUAGCAAUUUAGUUAUGAUUGCGUCGAGUCCUGAAUAGGUAUUGUACGUAUGCAGAAUUAAUGAGGCUGAUUAACAGUGACUAAUUACCUUAUCAUGAUGAGAGAUACUCCCAUAAUUUAUCAGAUCUGAUAAGGAAAACAAAAGACAUGUAGAUCAUAGUCAAUUUGUGAGUUAAAGCGUUGUUUAAAUGAAGCCAAAAUGUAUUUUUAAUAAGUGGGUACUAAACCCGAUUACGAAAUUUAGCAAGUAUUUGGCUAAGGGUUGUAGAGUUUGAUACCUUUAUUACUUAUUACAUUUGGACUGAGGCGUUACGGUCUUAGCGUCUUUUGGCCAGAGAAUAUAUUUUCUGUUAACAUAUCC